CGGAACACCACGACGGAGCCGCCGUGGACCUGCCCUACCCGCCCGACGCGCUGCCCGCCGCGCGGGACGUGGCGACGCCGUACGGGUCGAUCCGCGUCUACGAGUGGGGGCCCCAGACCGGGGAGAAGGUCUUGCUCGUCCACGGCAUCAGCACGCCGGCGGUGGCCCUCGGGGACCUCGCCCACGAACUGGCCCGGAGAGGGUAUCGGGUCAUGGUAUUCGACCUCUUCGGUCGUGGGUACUCUGAUGCGCCCGACGAUCUUCCCUACGACUCGCGGCUAUAUGCGACGCAGAUCCUCCUCGUCCUCGCAUCGUCUAACCUACCGUGGACGACGCCGGCGGGAGUGGGAGCAGCGUCGUCCGGCGGGUUCCAUCUGGUGGGAUACUCCCUCGGCGGCGCCCUCUGCGUCGCUUUCGCGCGCUAUUUCCCACACUUAUUGCGCUCGCUCGCCCUCGUGGCCAGCGCCGGCCUCAUCCGGUCGCAUCACGUCGGUUGGCAAAGCCGGUUUCUGUACAACAUGGGCCUGCUGCCAGAGUUCCUGGUCCGGCGGCUCGUACGUAGGAGGAUUCGGCCUAGCGUUACCACUACCAUGACUACGACUACUAGUAGUACCGCUGCCGUUGAGAAGCAGGAAGAGGGAGGAAGAAAACUUCCCCGCUUGGGGCAAGGCGCGGCAGAUGAUGUGGAUAUUGUGUCGGCUGAGGUUAAGAAGCCAGGCUUUCUACCAAUUAAGGAUGGCGACGUUAACGGGGGUGACGACUUCAAUGCCGCGGCCAUCUCCAGAUCCCGGCCCGGCGUCACGGUGGCCUCGAUCGUGCGGUGGCAAGUCGAUCACCACGCCGGGUUCAUCGGGGCCUUCGUGAGCACGAUACGCAACGCGCCUAUCUAUGCCCCGCAGGAGGACUGGGGCUUCCUGGCUACCGUACUCGCCAGGGCCAGGAGGCGAGCGCGAGAAGCGGAGAGCGAGGAGGGGAUCGCGGGGAUCGAAUCCCCGCUCUUGUUGUCGGGGCUCCGGGCCGGAAAGGUCCUAAUGGUCCUUGGCGAGGAUGACCCUGUCAUCGUCAAGGACGAGGUAGAAGAAGACGUCCGGAAAGUUCUAGGAUCCGAGGGGGUCGAAUUCGCGGUUCUUCCGGGCGGCCACGAAAUACCUAUCACGUCAAGCCACGGCGUCGCGGAAGCUCUCGAAGGCUUCUGGCGUCGAUAGACGGAGGGACGCAUCUUACAUACACAGAUAACAAAUGCGACUGUACUUAGUAGCGAUAACCGUAAGGAUGGCGAAUACAUAGUUGCUCGAAUACGACCACG
Messenger RNA from Durotheca rogersii, 1306 nucleotides. Its product is annotated as Alpha/Beta hydrolase protein. The coding region runs from base 213 to 1205 and encodes 330 amino acids. The transcript has 2 exons. Lineage: Eukaryota; Fungi; Ascomycota; Sordariomycetes; Xylariales; Xylariaceae. The record is from RefSeq and is a predicted model, not a curated record.